GAGCCAUCUCUAGCUACGGUCGUUCAAAAAAAAGGUAAACAAAAGAAUUAUCAAGAUCAACUUGGCCAAAAUAUAUGAUAAUGGACACUGGGGAAGUAGAUGUGGGGCGCCUCCUGCUACUAAAGUAUCCUGGUCUGACCGCGGAACUGAAUCCAAGUGGUUAUUGCAUCAUAAGAGGAGUUUUUUGCAGUGAGGAAAUCUGGCGUAGCAUCAAGCUCUACCUACCUCACCACCCAGCUCUCCAUGGUUUCCAGCUGUAUGUGCAGGAAAGCUUGGUGUACAAGUUGUAUACAUCGGAAAACCUUAAGCUACAGGAUGACUGGAUGCUGGAGGAUUUUCUGGACAAUCUGGGGAAGAUCCUUCCUGCCAAGAAACCCCCGAAAGCUUCAAAGGAACCACCGCAGCAGGGGUGUGUCUAUUCCGAAAUCCUAGAGCUGUACAAAUCGAAGGAAUACUGCAUGCAAAUUGAUGAGGACUGCACCCGCCUUCGCAUUAGCGAAUUUGUCGACUUCGAACAGCAUUACUUGGAACUGGAGAUUCCCUCUCUUCGCCUGAUAGAGCACAGCCUUCCAGAAUGCGUGUCACUGGGUGAAAUCCUAACCAAGAGCGCGGGAACACUGGAGCAGGUUCUUGUCCUUUUCCGCAAGCUCCUGGAGGAGCUGCGUCCCUUCUACGACAACUUCAUGGACAUCGACGAGCUGUGUCAUGUGCUCCAGCCGUCGCCUAUCACCACCAAACACAACUCAAGGGUAUUUCCUCUCAAGGAUCGGGUCUACUUGAAGUUGAUCAUCGCAGAUCCCUUUGCCUGCAUCGCAUCCAUGUCCCUGAAGAUCAUUGGGCCCACGGAAGAGGUGGCCCAUCUGCGCCACGUACUCAGCGAGGGGCUGGGCAACUGGGACUCAGAGCUGGACAUCCACAAGAAUCUGCUGCGAAUGUUCGACCUGUGCUACUUCCCCAUGCCAGAUUUUUCUGAUGGCCCCAAGCAGGAUGAGGAGGACAACGAGGAGCUGCGCUGCAACAUUUGCUUUGUCUAUCGCCUGGAUAAUGGCGAUGUGCCCCUCGUCUCUUGUGACAAUCCCAAAUGUGUUCUGAAGUGCCAUGCCGCCUGCUUGGAGGAGUGGUUUCAGACGCUGAUCGAAGGCAAGACCUUCCUCGACGUCUCCUUUGGCUUGUGUCCCUUCUGCAAGGCGAAAUUGUCCACCUCCUUUGCGGCUCUUCUAAAUGAUUAAAAAUGGUACAACGAUCCCAUUCAAAUAAUAAAAAACAACUGUUUAAGAGUAACUUAUUACAGAGAAGCUUUAGUUUCAAAUAAUCUUAAAUAUCAAUUAGGUAUAAUUUACUUCAACUAAAGAACAUAUAUGCA
Molecule: messenger RNA, 1363 nt
Organism: Drosophila biarmipes
Lineage: Eukaryota; Metazoa; Arthropoda; Insecta; Diptera; Drosophilidae
Gene: Fancl
Exons: 3
Coding region: 75-1229 (384 amino acids)
Biological process (GO): interstrand cross-link repair; protein monoubiquitination
Cellular component (GO): nucleus; Fanconi anaemia nuclear complex
Molecular function (GO): ubiquitin protein ligase activity
Source: RefSeq, a predicted model, not a curated record